Messenger RNA from Brassica oleracea var. oleracea, 1517 nucleotides. Its product is annotated as probable protein phosphatase 2C 42. The record is from RefSeq and is a predicted model, not a curated record. NCBI's taxonomy places the organism in Eukaryota, Viridiplantae, Streptophyta, Magnoliopsida, Brassicales, Brassicaceae. Gene Ontology annotation, molecular function: protein serine/threonine phosphatase activity; cation binding. Bases 176 to 1312 code for a protein of 378 amino acids. The transcript is spliced from 4 exons. Gene Ontology annotation, biological process: protein dephosphorylation.
UUCCAUUAAGAGACCUAGGGUUCUCUCUCUCUCUCCUCUCUCCUCUCCCCCGAUCUAUACCCAUUUUCGUCGUCGUUCAUCCCCAAAGCCCGCUCCUUACCCUAAAGGAUCAGUGACCGAGAGAGAGAGAGAGAGAUUCGCGCGUGGGGGGGGGUGUGUUUCCGAGAGAUGUUGAAUGUCAGGUUCAUUGAUGAAUCUGUUGUCUCUCUGUUUCAAGCCGUUCGGGCAAACCUUCGAUAGCUCAGAGUCCGGAUCGGGCGGUGGCGGCGGCGGCGAAGGGAAAGACGGGCUGCUCUGGUUCCGCGAUCUCGGCAAGUACCGCGGCGGAGAAUUCUCCAUGGCCGUGAUUCAGGCGAAUCAGGUCCUCGAGGAUCAGAGCCAGAUCGAGUCUGGUAACUUCGGGACUUUCGUCGGUGUCUACGACGGUCACGGCGGCCCCGAAGCUGCUCGCUACGUCUGUGACAAUCUCUUCAACCGUUUUCGAGAGAUAUCAGCGGAGACGCAAGGGGUUGUUACGAGGGAGACUAUUGAGAGAGCCUUUCACGCGACAGAAGAGGGUUUUGCUUCUAUUGUCUCUGAGCUCUGGAGUACGAUGCCUAAUUUGGCUACAGUUGGGACUUGUUGUUUGGUUGGAGUGAUUUAUCAGAGUACUCUCUUCGUGGCGAGUCUCGGAGAUUCACGCGUUGUUCUCGGGAAGAAAAGUAACUGUGGUGGGCUCUCUGCGAUCCAGCUGUCGAGUGAGCACAAUGCUAACAAUGAGGAUAUCCGUUGGGAGCUCAAGGACUUGCAUCCUGAUGAUCCGCAGAUUGUUGUGUUUCGGCAUGGUGUUUGGAGAGUUAAGGGCAUCAUCCAGGUUUCGAGAUCUAUAGGAGAUAUGUACAUGAAACGGCCGGAGUUUAACAGGGAACCGAUCGCUCAGAAGUUCAGGAUUGCAGAGCCAAUGAAGAGACCUUUGAUGUCUGCAACCCCCACCAUACUCUCUCAUCCUCUGCACCCUAACGACUCGUUCCUCAUCUUUGCGUCUGAUGGUCUUUGGGAGCAUUUGAGUAAUGAAAAAGCAGUUGAGAUUGUUCAUAGCCACCCUCGCGCUGGAAGCGCUAAGAGACUGAUAAAAGCGGCUCUUCAAGAGGCAGCGAGGAAAAGAGAGAUGAGAUAUUCAGAUCUAAGGAAGAUUGACAAGAAAGUGAGACGCCAUUUUCAUGAUGACAUCACGGUUAUAGUAGUGUUCUUGAACCAUGACCUCAUCGCGAGAGGGCACAUGAACACGACUCAAGACUCGGCACUCUCGGUCCGGAGUGCUCUUGAACACUGAAAAACAUAAUUUACGAAAAACAUUUUACAAAUGUUUUAUUUUCAUCUUCUUACUUGGUUAUAUGAUCACUUCUGCCUAGAAGGUAAUAAAAAACACUGGGCAACAAUCAAAAUAUGGAAACGGCAUGGUGCGUAAUGAGUUGUGUUGUAUUAAGCGGUUAUGUUUGACUCUGGUUUACUUUCAAGUCUGCAUAGUUCUCUUCUGA